Messenger RNA from Neoarius graeffei (lesser salmon catfish), 1778 nucleotides. RefSeq lists its product as uncharacterized. NCBI's taxonomy places the organism in Eukaryota, Metazoa, Chordata, Actinopteri, Siluriformes, Ariidae. Gene Ontology annotation, cellular component: membrane. Bases 124 to 1002 code for a protein of 292 amino acids. The transcript has 4 exons. The record is from RefSeq and is a predicted model, not a curated record.
CAUGAGCACGUGACCGGGACUGAGUUUCACGGAAGAACAAAAUUCCUCUUUACCGUCAACAUAAAGAUUGGAGUUUUGGGAUUAUAACACGAAACAAAUGACCACAUCAUCGAUUUAGCUACGAUGAGUGAGGCCAAAAGCCACCGUGGGCACAGAGAGAGGCACGGAGGGGGCUACAGAGAGAAUCAACAACAACAACAGCGGACGCGACCUUCCUCCAACACCAGACCAUCUGACCAGUCCCAGUACAGCAGAAGAAACCAGUCAUCCCAGUCCCAACAUGGAAGAAGGACGACUUCAGAAGAAGUACAUGGAUCAGCGUGUACACACAUUUGCUCCCGGAGGGGUAUUGUGCUGAUGUGCGCAUUUCUGACCAACAUGUUGGUGUUGUUCUGUGUCGUGGCUGCUUACGUGACACUGUCAGGCAUGUCGGCUAUGAAGUUUGGAGGUGGGGGUUUUGCUGACGUUGUCCUCCCGUUUGAAGGGGCAGAGCUUCAGAAGGUGCGCGACCUUGACAUGCAGUUUACGCAAAUGAGAGCUCCUGGGAUCUACGGUGGCUUGGCUUUCAGUGUCACCUUCGGCGUGAUCUCUCUGUUUUUUGUCUUUUCAGGCAACAAGCCUGCCCAUGUGCUUUCACGGAAGCUCCUGGUUGGUCAGUUUUUAUUCCAGCUGAUUGGGGCAGUGGCUUAUGUCACUGCAGUGGGCCUGUAUCUACAUUUUGUGAUCAAGGUGAACUCGACGGAAGUGUGUAUGUUGCGUGAACGACUUUACGCACGUAACGGACAGACUUGGAUGAACUGUAACGUCAGUGGUGCGGAUGCAGCUGUGGCAUUGUUUGGAAUCAUAACAGCCAUUUUGUAUGCCGUGGGAACAUUUCUUACGGGUAGAACAAUUCAGUAUGUGAACUGGUACAGAAAGGGGCGUGCUCGCUACGAAGCAGAGACACCUGAACGACCACGCAAUACCCAGGACACACCCCUCCAGUCAGGAGUCUUUGUCUGAGCUUCAGAUCAAGAAUGAACGUAGAUGUUUGCAAUUUUUUUUUUUUUUUUUGUGCGUGCGCGGCGUGUUUUUUUUUUUUUUAAACAUUUUAUAACAAGCAUUUGAUCAACUAAUUAAGCACAUUGUUGUAAUAUCUUUUCUUAAAACUGUAUUUGAUAAGCGCAGAGUUCACUAGGACUUACUGUGAAUCAGUAACUAAGUGCAUUUAUAACUGUUGAAGUAAAUACUAAUUGUUAGAAUUUAUAUUCAUUAGAUCUUAAAUUUUAGCUGUUACUUAGAAUUCUGCUGGGUUGCUUUGUACCCUUAAUGUUGUAACCAGCAGGAGGCAGCAUACAUUUGUUGUUUACACUUUUUUUUUUCUUUUUUUAAAUAUAUAUAAAUACUUUAAAUUUUUUUUUUUUUUUUUUUUUUUUUUAAAUUCUCUGCCUGAUGAUUAGCCAUGACAGACAUUAGGCAGUCAUAGAGCAGGGGUUCUUAAACUUUUUGCAGUUGGGCACCCUUUCACCUGUUAAAUAAAUUAAUGAUAAACAGUAUAAUUUAAAUUAAUACAAUUUUAUAAAUUUUAUUUGGGGAGCCAUAGCCUAAUGGUUAUAGAAGCAGCUCUGGGAUCAAAAGGUUGCCGGUUUGAUUCCCUGGAUCAGCAGGAAUGGCUGAAGUGCCCUUGAGCAAGGCACCAAACCCCCAACUGCUCCCCAGGUUGCUCUGGGUAUGUUGUACACCGCUCUGGAUAAGGGCGUCUGCUAAAUGCUGUAAAUGUAAUAAACAUAAUCCACCUA